Molecule: messenger RNA, 1522 nt
Organism: Paraphaeosphaeria sporulosa
Lineage: Eukaryota; Fungi; Ascomycota; Dothideomycetes; Pleosporales; Didymosphaeriaceae
Exons: 2
Coding region: 418-1413 (331 amino acids)
Source: RefSeq, a predicted model, not a curated record
UGAUUUCCUGGAAUUGAUUGUACGUGCCCCGAAAAACCUUGGAUCGAGGUGGCGUACCCUACGUACCCUACACUUUCAGUAUAAGAUUCCACGCCCUGGAGACAAGAAUCGCGUGUGAAUCUUGUCGUAUUCAGGGUUGGAGAGCGCUAUUCUUCAAGCUGAUAUGGAAAAGCUGCUUGUCAUGAUGCACCGGCAUGGUAUUCUCUUGAUUGUUUUAACAUUGGACUUGUUGCGGUGGUUACACUUCGCUCUCACUGCUAAUACAUAAAUAGAUUAGCGUUUAAACUAGCGCCUUCCGCUACUUUCCAAAGUGUAGCCUUACCAUGCCAACACACAGAACGCUGAAUAACUCCGCUUGGAUUCGGGACACUCCCUCUGUACUUCGAGCUUCAGGUAGGCUAGGCUUUACUCAGCUCCAUGCUCGCCAUGGGCACAGCGUUGAGUAAAGAUCCGGCGCGUACACCUAGAGCAAAGCUUUCGCUCUCGUCGAAGAAGAAAAGAAAGAUCGGAAACGUGUCCAGCACGAUCGCACGCCAGAGCAUCACUUGGCCAAAAAGAAUAGAAACGGGCCUGGAGGAGAUUGAUCAAAGCCUUCUUGAGCUAAGCCUCAAUUCAGGUGCGGACAAGCGAGCGCAGAGGUGUCAUUGGAACAAGCUGCCCACCGAACUUAAGCUACAUGUCUUUUCAUUCCUGGGAAUUGUUAUGGGCGACCCUGUGCGCCAUCCAGCUACGACAGGUAGCAGAUAUCACCUCGAAACGCUCAGAUUUCGCCUUGUAAAUAAAGAGUUUCGAACGCUGUACAGAGACGUCUGGUACAAGAGCAACACAUUCGUUGUCGCACCAAUCUGGAUAAACCCUUUGGAGGAGGAUCGCCCAAUUUUUGUGUACCCAGCGGCACGGAAUGGCCACUUCAUUCGCAAACUUCAAGUCGAACUCACAUUGGAUUGGGGACAUGAUGGGCUCGAGAUGCUUCGUUGUCAGACCACCGAUUGGUGCCGUCUCUUCCGUCCGCGACCGCAUGUUUCAGCAUUUCAGGACGAGCACGAUAAGAGAGACGAUAAAGACGAUCUCGGCUUCGAUAUGAAUGGGGGCGGUUAUACUCGUCACUGUGCCUGCGGAGAGAGCUGUAGCUUGGGCACCAGCACUACAGAUUGGCAAAAUCACUUCCAGUCGCUCGACGAGCUCAAGAUCAGCCUUCGCGUCACAGGCUUUGACGGAUGCUCCGAGGGUUGUACUCAAUCCGCACAUGAGCUAAUUCAGAUGUUCACGAACAGUGUGAGACGUUUGAUGAUCGCCUCGGAGAUAAUCGUCAGCGCAAAAAACGUUGACGUGCGUGUACACUGCGACUGUGAGCGUGUAGCAGCGUUUGUACAAAGUCUUGUCGAGGGCAAGAUCAAGAAACGAUGCAGCUAGUCGUGUACCGCGACACCGAAACUACAAUGUUCGCCAGUUUAUCGCUGUACGUUUUACAUCCAAGUGGUCCAGAUACUUCUCCCAAAGUCGAGUAAUACUAGAUCUUCCC